Messenger RNA from Panicum virgatum (switchgrass), 975 nucleotides. RefSeq lists its product as uncharacterized. The record is from RefSeq and is a predicted model, not a curated record. Lineage: Eukaryota; Viridiplantae; Streptophyta; Magnoliopsida; Poales; Poaceae. Bases 151 to 546 code for a protein of 131 amino acids. The transcript is spliced from 3 exons.
CGCUAAGUUCCCCUGCAAACCGUUGAUGCCGCCGCCCUGCUCCCUGUGACCGACGCCGCCCAGUUCUCUACCAGCCGCCGCUUGGUUCCCUGGUUGUCGCCGCUUGGUUCCCUGGCCAGUCCCUGCAGGUUCCUGCCCCUAAUAGAACUGAUGAGAACUUUGGAUUUGCAGGGCACCACCGCAAUGGCAAGUGGGAGGCCGGGAUAUAGGCUGUGCGAACUGCAAGAAGGACCCAGCAGGAGGCAGCCCGGGCCAACGACCUCGCAGCUCUGCAGCCCCAAGGCCGAGCCCGUCGACGAAGAGGCACUAUUGCUGCGCGGCCUGCCGCUGCCGGACGACGAACUGGGCGGCUGCUUGCAGGGGAACUGGGCGGCGGCGGCGGCCAGGGAGCCGGGCGGGGGCGGCCGGCCGCUAGGGUCCCGACGGCGGCGCCAUGGAACCUGCAGGGAAGACGACGCAAACUGGAGAUCGAGGGAGGGUGCACGGGCAGGCCAAGUAACGAUGGGGGAGGGGCAAAUACGUCUGUACGGGAAAGUACAAGGAUAACUUCUUUGAUGGCAAGAAGCUCCUUGAUGAUAUCUUCAGCUGGCAUUCUACUAGACGGCACUUCCUCAGAGCAAGACAGUCCAAGUCUAAGUAGUGAAAUCAGGCCAUCAAUAUUCCUUUCAAACAAAGCAUCUCCUGCAUCAUGAAGUUCGUCAUUCUGUCUCAAAUACAGACGCGUGUCAAUAACAUCUGAUGUUCUGUUAUGUACAGCCUGCGCCACGUAUUCACGGAGGCUCGUUCUUUGUGUGAAUAUGCUGUCAGUGGGCCUCUUCCCAGUUACCAUUUCUAACACAAGAAUUCCAUAGCUGUAAAUGUCUCCAUUUGUUGAUGCCACAUUUCCAGCACCAUACUCUGUUGCAUUAAAUUUUGGAAAAUAUUAGAGAAGUUUGGAUAUGCACAGUUCAGAAUAUGAGAUACAGAUUUAUGACA